AUGAACCUUGGCGCCUUGGUCGACACCACCGAGUGGCUGAAACAGGUCUACAUCGACACCGCCGAGGAGGAAGGCUGGAAGGCCGGCCCCGAGCACUUCGGCUACCUGCUCCGCUGCUUCGUCGCCGAUACCGACGAGAAGGCCAUCGAACUGGGCAAGGAGUUCAUGUGGACCAUCGAGCACCGCCAGCGUGGGCCGAUGGAGCACAAUGAUCCUCCCGGCUACCAGUCCAGGGCAUCGGUCGAGAUCAAGGCCCAGCGCCCCACCGGUAACGUGGCCGGCGCCGGCGGAUUGGGCGUGGGUCUGUCCUACGACCAGCUUCGCGGCGUCAACAACAUCAUCGUCGGCAACCCCGACACCGUGACCCAGAAGCUGACCGAGGUCAUCGAGCGCCUCAGCCCCGGCUACAUCCACAUCUACGGCAACGAGGGUGCGAUGGGCCACAAGGAAACCAUGCGCUCCAUCGAACUGCUGGGCAAGGAAGUCAUCCCGGCCCUGCACGAAGUCCCGCUGAGGCCUUACGACGACCGCCCCCGCAUGGACACCAUCAGCUCCGGCACCGCCGGCCUCGCCCCAUAA
Messenger RNA from Geodia barretti, 579 nucleotides. NCBI's taxonomy places the organism in Eukaryota, Metazoa, Porifera, Demospongiae, Tetractinellida, Geodiidae. The record is from the annotation of a GenBank genome assembly.